This is a messenger RNA of Neltuma alba, 1118 nucleotides long. Its product is annotated as UDP-glycosyltransferase 79B30-like. Lineage: Eukaryota; Viridiplantae; Streptophyta; Magnoliopsida; Fabales; Fabaceae. The record is from RefSeq and is a predicted model, not a curated record. Gene Ontology annotation, molecular function: UDP-glucosyltransferase activity.
UCCCCAGCUAGGCUGCUUCAAGGAAGUAAGUUGACCGAAGCGGAUCUCAUGACCCCUUCUGGAUUCCCUUCAUCUUCCAUGAAGCUUCAUCCCCAUGAAGCAAAAAUCUUUGCUUGGAGAAGAACUUUGGAUUUUGGAAAUGGGAUUUUCUUCCAUGACCGUUUAUAUAAAGGUCUGACACAAACAGAUGCUAUAGCAUUCAAAGGCAGCACAGAAAUUGAAGGACCCUUUGUGGACUAUCUUGGAAACCAAUAUGGAAAGCCAGCUCUGCUUUCAGGCCCUGUUGUCCCAGAGCCACCCACGUCUCGUUCGGAUGAAAAAUGGGCUCGAUGGCUAGAACAAUUCAAGGGAUCCGUAGUUUAUUGUGCAUUUGGAAGCGAAUGCAUGUUACAGACAGCCCAAUUCCAAGAAUUGUUGCUUGGUCUUGAGAUGACAGGGUUACCAUUUUUGGUAGCACUACUUAAGCCACCAGGUGGAUUCGAGUCCGUUGAAGCAGCCAUGCCAGAAGGAUUCAAGGAAGAGUUAAAGAGAGGGAUUAUUUACGGAGGAUGGGUUCAGCAACAAGUGAUCUUAGCUCAUUCAAGUGUAGGUUGCUUCAUAACGCAUUGUGGGGCAGGGUCUAUAACAGAGGGAUUGGUGAACAAGUGUCAGUUAGUGUUGCUUCCACAAACAUUACCAGAUCACAUCAUGAAUUCGAGGAUGAUGAGUUCUGAAUUGAAAGUUGGGGUUGAAGUAGAAAGAGGGGAAGAAGAUGGUUUGUUCCCGAGAGGAAGUGUGUGUAAGGCUGUGAAGAUUGUGAUGGAUGAUGAGAGUGAGACUGGGAAAGAGAUCAGAGAAAACCAUGCAAAAUUGAGAAGCUACUUGCUAAGCAACGAUUCGGAGUCUUCUCAUAUGGACCGUUUUUGUGAGAAGCUACGUGAUUUACUCAGGUGAUUUAUUUAUUGGUUCCACCUAAAACGGAGGCUCUUGAGUUUAUGUGGUUCAUGCUUUUGAGUUUUACUCUUUCGGGUGAUUUAUUGUUGUGCGUGGUGAAUAUCUUUCACUUUGGCUUUCUUAUUGUUCAUGUGCUUUUGAGAUGAUUCUAAGCUAAAAUGGUAUCUAAGUUAUCAAUUUCUUAU